Ostreococcus lucimarinus CCE9901 is the source of this 1366-nucleotide messenger RNA. RefSeq lists its product with no specific name. Bases 74 to 1117 code for a protein of 347 amino acids. The transcript has a single exon. NCBI's taxonomy places the organism in Eukaryota, Viridiplantae, Chlorophyta, Mamiellophyceae, Mamiellales, Bathycoccaceae. The record is from RefSeq and is a predicted model, not a curated record.
AUCGUUUUAAAAAACCGCACACUGCGCACGCGUGCAUGCCACUAAAUCUCUAUCUUCGAAGCCGCGCGCGCGCAUGGGAUCGCGUAAGCAACGCGUCGCCGUUGUCCUGGCGCUCGUUGCCCUCGUCGCUGGAGGUGGACUAGUGAAACAGCUGGACACGCGCGGGUGUUCGAAAGAUACUUCAGCCGCGACGGUAAGUGGCGCUUCGUCAUCAGCUCAACCACGCUCGACGGGAGCUGAAUCGCGAGACAAUAAACGCGAGACGCCACCUAUCGAUGCUGUCUCCGCGACGAAGAUUGAUGAUCGAGCUGAAAAGUACGCUAUAAUCGUCCCUAUGCACGCCGUCACGCAGCUCGAAGUCAUGAAAACCACGUGGAAAAUAUUUCCACCUUGCGCUGCCGAUGCGCGAGCCGCACAAAUAAUUGAUUUGAUUUUCUUAUCCGACGUAGACCUCUCGUCGCUCGACGUCACAGGGGGUCACUGCUUUCAGCGAGUGUAUCGCCUGCGACCGUUCAUCCCGAGCUGCUACAACGUAUACGCACAAGCACCACCGUAUUGCUUCUUCACGAUGAUACUUCAUCUCGACUUAGACCGUACGUACGACGCCAUACUUCAAGUAGAAGCUGAUUCCGUGCCCGUGAAAUCCAAUUGGUUGGACGCCGCCGUGGAAAACAUAUUAAAGCCGACAUCGGGCGAAGUGUGGAUACACGCAGCGAAAAAUGAACGCGGUGGAAACAAUUUCAACGGUAAUGGCGCGUACAACUUGCAAAAUGACGAAUUUCGUCAAUUCAUAAUAGGUUACAGGGAAUGGUUUUACACAAAGGCGGUCAACUCUGGCGACACGGCGUUCGAUACAAACAUGAUUACGUUUGCAAAAGAAGUGGGGUCUUUCGGAAAUUUCUCCAACACGCAUCUGCGUGCGUCGAAAAGUCUUCGGAACUGCGAUCUCAUGUCCCUGACAGCGUGUCGGUCGGCGGUGGAUGCGUCCACGUGGGGCGGCGCGACGCCUGAAGCUCUUUUCGUUCACAGUCACGAUCUGAAAGAUCCUUCGCGAGUGAGGAGUCAAAUCUUGGUGGAAAUGCUUGGUAGAGACGAUGGUAUACGGCAAUUCAAAUGAGUAUGCUUGCGACUAUUGAGUUUUCGACAUGCUGAUGAUUUCUUCGUACAGGGCGUCCCACGCCGCCGGAAGCGCUCGCCCGCACUUAUCGAGAAGAGUGUACGGACAGCGGACACCCAUGGCAACAUUAUUCACGCGUAUCGGACGCAGAUCUGCAUCAAACAAAUCUUUAUUCAACGCAUAACGAUUUACUUGCCGCUGCUGCAUGGUCACUUCUAAUUGACCGAUGCGUAGGACCUCCUUGAAGUU